Messenger RNA from Otolemur garnettii (small-eared galago), 825 nucleotides. RefSeq names its product poly(A) binding protein nuclear 1 like, cytoplasmic (gene PABPN1L). The transcript has 7 exons. The record is from RefSeq and is a predicted model, not a curated record. Gene Ontology annotation, molecular function: RNA binding. Lineage: Eukaryota; Metazoa; Chordata; Mammalia; Primates; Galagidae. The coding region runs from base 1 to 825 and encodes 274 amino acids.
AUGUGGCCCUUCCUGAGCCGGGCUCUCUUCCCACCCCCCACCGAGGCCUGGCUCCAGACGGUCUCCUCAGACCCUGAGGCCCAGGGCUGGGGGGCCUGGAGGACCACCAAAAAGACCUGUCUAGGGCCAGGGGCUGGGAAGGAGAAGAGAGAGGAAGAAGCAGAGGAUGACCAGGAUGAGGACACAGGCUUCCUGCUGUCCCUGGUGAAGUGGCAACACCUGGCCGAACUCCCAGUGCCUGAACAGGAACUGGAGGCCAUCAGGCUGAAGCUGUGUGCCAUGGAGCAGGCUGAGCAGCCAGAGCUACCUGGAGUGCCAGUCAGGGCCCAAGAAGAGGAGGGCACGAGGGCCGGGCAAAUGCUGAGACCCAAGAUACCAGGCUGCCCCUUCCCUGGGAACCCCGAAGAGAAAAUGGAGGCUGACCACAGAUCCAUUUACGUGGGGAACGUGGACUACGGGGGCACAGCUGAGGAGCUGGAGGCCCACUUCAACUGCUGUGGGGAGAUCCACCGAGUCACCAUCCUGUGCGACAAGUUCUCUGGACACCCCAAGGGCUACGCCUACAUAGAGUUUGCCACCAAGAGCUCUGCCCAGGCUGCUGUGGAGCUGGAUGACAGUGUCUUCCGAGGCCGGGUAAUCAAGGUGCUGCCCAAAAGGACCAACUUUCCAGGGAUCAGCUCCACGGACCGUGGGGGCCUGCGGGUACACCCAGGCACCAGGGGUGCACCCUUCCCCCGCAGUGGCCUCCAGGGCAGGCCCCGGUUCAGAUCACGUGGGCAGAACCGGGCCCGUGGAAGGUUCUCCCCUUGGUUCUCACCAUACUGA